AUGUCAACGGCCGGCUCAGCAUCAGCCGAUGCAGAUUCAAAAGAGGAGCACCAGAAAGCUGAAAUUCCUUCUUCUUCGCCACUGUCCUCACUUGCCGAGCUAGAUUCACCGCUGAAGCCUGUGCGGCCGCGACGCAAGGCUGCGACUAACAAACGCUACACAUCACCACCCAGAAGCGAAUCCAAAUCAAUACCCCAGCGGCAAAAGAAGAAACCUGCAGCUGCCAAAAGAAGUACAAAGAAGACCAAGUGGGAUGCGGAGAGUAUCCUAAAGGAUCCGAAGUCUCCCCUAGCCACCGCCAACCUGAGAAGCAUCUUAUGCAAUCCCCUGACAUGGACUGCCUUGGAUCAAGAUGAAAGGACAGAAAUCCUGUCGCUGUUUCCCGACAAGGGACACAUUCUUGAUGCAGGCACGAAAGACGCGCGGCCCAACUUUGCGUCGCUCAUGAACGACGACAGCUUUCGCUAUGACUGCGCCGCCUAUACAGACAAUAUUGCGCAAGGCCGCCAUGAUCCGGAGUGGCUUGCAUCCGCCUGGAGCGCUCACGAGAGGAGGAGAGCGGGUGACUUUGAUAAGUAUCUGAUUGACAAGCUGGAGGAAGACUGGGGGGUUGAGAUUCCCGAGGAGAUGAAGGUUCGUAGGACGACGCCUGUAACAGAAGCGGAUGACGGUGAGAAACAGGGCAAAGAUGACUCUAAGAAGGAAAAGGCAAAGAUAGAUGAUAGGAUGGAGAUUGAUGAGCUUGCACUCUAA
Trichoderma asperellum CBS 433.97 is the source of this 753-nucleotide messenger RNA. RefSeq lists its product as uncharacterized. Lineage: Eukaryota; Fungi; Ascomycota; Sordariomycetes; Hypocreales; Hypocreaceae. The record is from RefSeq and is a predicted model, not a curated record.